Molecule: messenger RNA, 1950 nt
Organism: Cryptomeria japonica (Japanese cedar)
Lineage: Eukaryota; Viridiplantae; Streptophyta; Pinopsida; Cupressales; Cupressaceae
Product: ankyrin repeat-containing protein ITN1
Exons: 3
Coding region: 79-1668 (529 amino acids)
Cellular component (GO): plasma membrane
Molecular function (GO): protein phosphatase 1 binding; protein phosphatase regulator activity
Source: RefSeq, a predicted model, not a curated record
AGCACAGCCAAUGGCUAAGGGAGUUCUACACUCUUGUUGAAUUGCCUUAAACUGCAGCGUGUCGAAAGGCUUUCUAAUAUGGAGAACGCAUGUAUUGAAACGGCCUUCUUUGAAGCCUGUGAAAGUGGUGAUAUAGCCCAAGCCAAAAUGCUGCUCGCACUCAGAGUUUUCGAUCCCACUAGACUAGUUAGUAAGAGGACGCCAGAGGGAAGAACAUGUUUACAUCUUGCAGUACUUGCAGGAAGUCCAGAUUUGUUAAAAAAAUUUAAACUGCGACAAUUCAUCAACGAGGUGGACAAUCGAGGCGACACGGCCUUGUAUUUAGCUGUCUGGAAAUAUCGUCUAGAUCUGGUGACACUAUUGUUAGAUGAUAAGGCUGAUUGUAAGGCUGUUUUGAGCGUGAAAAAUAACAGGGGAGAAACUCCGCUAUGCAUAGCAGUAAAGUUUGGAUCCCUGGAUGUUGUGAAGAAGUUGAUAGAUCAUGAACCGGAGGCCGUCCAAAAAUUAUGUAAAGAUGUCAAAAUUUUGCAUCUUGCUGUGAAUCUUAACCGAGCCAGAAUUGUUGGAUUUUUUAUUAAAAAAAGUGUAGUUAUAAAAAACAGUGGAAUUCUCAGAGAGCUUAUCAACCAACGUGCUGAAGUCCCUGGCAUAAAGCGAGCUGAUAAUGAAGGUAAUCGUGAUAUGAAGGUUUCUGUUGAUUUCUCAUUUAAAAAGGUGGAGUUGUCGGACCUUAAUGGCCAGCCUAACAGCCAGGCAAUUGUUCAAGGAGAUACGCCCUUACACAUUGCAGCAAGGAACAAAAGUGAGCCUAUUGUGGAUACGCUGCUAAGGGUGCCUGGGGUGAACCAGCAUGCUCUAAAUAGUGAGGGAAAAACACCGCUGGAUGUUGCAAGAGAAGUCACGGAGUACUACGAGUCUUUCAGGAUUAUAAAAAAGCUCACAGAUUAUAAACCCAGUCCCAAGCCAUUCAUGUACUGUGCGCCAGAGGUGAGCAAAGAAAAGCACAAGAGAGCCACGGAUAUGGUUAACAAAACCUUCGAUGACAGACGCAAUACUGAACUGGUGGUGGCAGCAUUAUUGGCCACCAUGACAUUUACGGCUGUGUUCACGGUUCCAGGUGGCUCGUACCAGGAUUCUAAUGAUGAGAACCGAGGGACCCCUAUUCUCCUAGCCUAUUAUAUGUUUAAGCUCUUUAUUAUUUUCGACUGCAUAUCCUUCUUUCUAUCUCUCUUCGUUUGUAUAAUGUGGCAAAUGGCUUCAGAGCUUACCACAGAGGACAAGAUGUUGUUCAUUACCGUCAGUGGUUUGUUGACCUGCCUCAGCUUUGGAUUCAAUUCUUGCCGUUUUAUGGCUGCAGUGCACACGAUAUUGGCACAUAAAGACAUGACCCUCGCUUGGGUGAUUUUGGGUAUUCUCUUAUUCAUCGAAUUCUGUGUUAUUAUUGCAUUUAUCCAUCAAUCGGUAAUGUUUGCAGUGGGGCGAGCUAGAUUCCACCGUUUGUGCGGUGUACCUCGUCUACUGGAUAGUAUUGUUGAAGGUGUAUGGGAAAGAGCAGAAAGUUUUGGGGUUCUCAAGAUUAUUCGCUCACUAGAAGAAGCUUCCCAUAAUGCAGUCGAAGGAGAUGUUGAUGAAGCUUCCCAUAAUGCAAUCGUUCCGAUACGUUCCUGACCUUCAUCCCUGUAGCUCAACAAUCUGUUUACUUCUUGCUGUACAACCUUCACUGUUUACUCUCUCCAUUACAUUGCAACCAUCACCGUACUCCUCUAUAGGGUGUGAUUAUUUGUGGGCAUGUAACCUUAAUAAAUCUUUGUUAUGCAUAAUGUAAGGAUGUUUAAUUAUUAAAAUCAGCAUUAUCCGUGUUUUUUAAUGCAUUGGUGAGGGAAAGGGUCUCACAUUUUUAUUAUUGGACAAAAUAUUGUAAAAUAUAAAUACCUAGAUUAUACUAUUCAA